AUGUCCGAGGCCCAGAUCGCUCAUCGCCGCCUAGUCCAAUCGCUCUACAAGCGCUCGCUCAAGACCGCCCAGGACUGGUACAUCGACACCAACUUGUUCCGCCGCAAGGCCGUCGAGCUCCGGAUGCAAUUCGAUGCCAAGAGCAACUUGCGUCACCCUCGUGAGAUCGCCCAGGCUAUUCAGGAGGCUGAGCGUCAGUUGACUGAGUUGAGACAUCCCGAUCCUUAUAUCGCUGUCACUGCCCCUGGUGGAACCAAGUUCGAGCGUAACAUUCACCCCAACCUUGAUGAGCCUGCCGUUCACCACUAA
Messenger RNA from Linnemannia hyalina, 309 nucleotides. The record is from the annotation of a GenBank genome assembly. NCBI's taxonomy places the organism in Eukaryota, Fungi, Mortierellomycota, Mortierellomycetes, Mortierellales, Mortierellaceae.